This is a messenger RNA of Arachis duranensis, 2555 nucleotides long. RefSeq names its product transmembrane 9 superfamily member 12. Gene Ontology annotation, biological process: protein localization to membrane. Gene Ontology annotation, cellular component: membrane. The record is from RefSeq and is a predicted model, not a curated record. NCBI's taxonomy places the organism in Eukaryota, Viridiplantae, Streptophyta, Magnoliopsida, Fabales, Fabaceae. The transcript has 2 exons. The coding region runs from base 225 to 2201 and encodes 658 amino acids.
GAGUGCUACUGUUCUUUUGUGGUGAGGACUGAGGACGAUCCAAUCCGCGGAUCCAACAUAACCCAAAUAUCGAAUAAUUUGCUUCUGCUUCAUUCCUACCGCCGGAAACCAUCUGGUGCGUUGAGUUCAGAUCUCUCUCCCUCUUUCCAUUACCAAAUUCCAGGAUAAGAAUCUGGAUGCAUUAUUGUUCGAGUUAGCGUAGACUCAUAAAAAAAGUGAAGGGAAUGGAGUUGGUAACAAAGCCAUUGAUGUACUGGGUUUUUAUUUCCAUCAUUGUCUUUGCUGCUCAACUUUGCAAUGGUUUCUAUCUGCCUGGAAGUUACAUGCAUACGUAUGUAAAUGGAGAUAAUAUAUAUGCCAAGGUGAAUUCAUUGACCUCUAUUGAAACCGAGCUUCCAUUCAGCUAUUACAGCCUUCCAUACUGCAAGCCGCUUGGUGGCAUAAAAAAGAGUGCGGAGAAUCUCGGAGAGCUCCUUAUGGGGGAUCAGAUUGAUAACUCACCCUAUCGGUUCCAGAUGAAUGUUAAUGAGUCAAUCUAUCUCUGUACAACAACCCCGCUGAAUGAGCAUGAGGUGAAGCUGCUCAAACAAAGAACGCGGGAUCUGUACCAAGUGAAUAUGAUCCUUGAUAACCUCCCAGUUAUGCGAUUUGCUGUUCAAAAUGGGGUUAAAAUCCAGUGGACAGGGUUCCCCGUUGGAUAUACACCCCCUGGUAGCAAUGAUGACUACAUCAUCAACCACCUGAAGUUUACAAUUUUGGUUCAUGAAUAUGAAGGAAGCAAUGCUGAGAUUAUAGGGACUGGGGAGGAAGGUUUGGGUGUUAUUUCUGAAUCCGACAAGAGUAAAGCAUCUGGAUAUCAAAUAGUUGGCUUUCAGGUUUCCCCUUGCAGUGUUAAAUAUGAUCCUGAAGUCAUGACGUCGCUCCACAUGUAUGAUAAUAUCACUUCUAUAAGCUGCCCAAGUGAACUUGACAAGUAUCAAGUAAUAAAAGAGCAAGAAAGGAUAUCAUUCACAUAUGAGGUUGAAUUUGUGAAAAGUGAUAUAAAAUGGCCAUCGCGUUGGGAUGCUUAUUUGAAGAUGGAAGGUUCCAAAGUUCAUUGGUUCUCAAUCAUGAACUCACUUAUGGUCAUCUUUUUCCUUGCUGGUAUUGUCUUUGUUAUUUUCUUGAGGACUGUGCGAAGGGACCUGACAAGGUAUGAGGAACUGGAUAAAGAGGCACAAGCUCAAAUGAAUGAGGAGCUCUCGGGAUGGAAACUUGUUGUGGGAGAUGUUUUCAGGGAGCCUAAUUGCUCAAAGCUUCUGUGUGUGAUGGUUGGAGAUGGAGUUCAAAUUCUUGGGAUGGGUGGCGUUACCAUUGUUUUUGCAGCCCUUGGUUUUAUGUCACCAGCCUCCCGUGGUAUGUUACUAACAGGAAUGAUACUCUUAUUUCUUAUCCUUGGGAUUGCUGCCGGUUAUGUUAGCGUACGACUCUGGAGCACCAUCAAGGGAACCACGGAAGGUUGGAGAUCAAUUUCCUGGUCCGCAGCUUGUUUCUUUCCUGGAAUCGCUUUCAUUAUUCUUACAGUACUGAAUUUUAUUCUGUGGGGCAGCAGCAGUACUGGUGCGAUUCCCAUUUCCUUGUAUUUUGAGCUCUUCUUCCUUUGGUUCUGUAUUUCGGUACCACUUACCAUGAUUGGAGGAUUUAUGGGGACAAGAGCAGAGGCAAUUGAAUAUCCUGUGCGGACUAAUCAAAUUCCUAGGGAAAUUCCUGCCCGUAAAUAUCCAUCUUGGCUUCUUGUUCUCGGUGCCGGAACUCUUCCAUUUGGAACCCUCUUUAUUGAGCUUUUCUUCAUCCUUUCCAGUAUUUGGCUUGGGAGGUUCUAUUAUGUAUUUGGUUUCCUGCUCGUUGUUCUACUGCUGCUGAUUAUUGUUUGUGCGGAAGUAUCUGUUGUCCUCACCUAUAUGCACCUUUGUGUGGAAGAUUGGCAGUGGUGGUGGAAGGCAUUCUUUGCCUCAGGUUCUGUUUCGCUGUAUGUCUUCUUGUAUUCAAUUAACUAUUUGGUUUUUGACCUUCAGAGUUUGAGCGGGCCAGUCUCAGCUACACUUUACCUUGGCUAUUCGCUACUCAUGGCAGUGGCAAUCAUGUUGGCCACUGGGACAGUUGGCUUCCUUACAUCAUUCUACUUCGUGCAUUACUUGUUCUCAUCCGUAAAGAUAGAUUGAGGUUCCUGCUGCUAUCUCUCAUUGACUCAGCGAAAAGAUCAGUUGAUCGAUACUCUGCUGAGUUCAUUUUGUAGCUUUGCUUGAAUUGCAGAACAGUGAGUAGGCAACUGAUGGUAAUUGAUCGCAAUAGGCAAUUGUGAAUUGUUAUAUUACAUAUUGCAAUAUCUGCAAUUUGUUCCCCUUCUCCGUCUCCCAAAGUGAUUUACUCGUUCUAGUAUUCAACUAGUGUUGUAGCUCAUUUUGUUUUAAGUACUUUAGUUUCAUUUGAUUAGGAACUUGUAACUUUUCAGACUCUCAUUCCAUUCCAAUACUGAAAAGAAAUCAUUAGAUGGAUACUUCCAGAUUUCAUUGUGA